GGUUUGCGGCAGCGGGGGUUACGCAAGUGACCCAACAUGGCCGCCAGCGUGUGGAACUCAUGUCGUAGUGUCGGACAAAAGUUCGUUUUCGCGCCGCUUCUGCGGAACUGCUCGCAAUGCGGCGUCUCCCAGAGCUCCAAGACAACCCUGAGACCACUCAGAGAUGCGGGGAUCCAGAGAAGAGAGCUUUCUUCGCACGCAAAUAGCAGUAGAACCGGCGGCCGGUGGUUGAGUGUUGGGUUGGGUGUUGCAGGUUUGACAGCCAUGUCAGGGGCCGGUUAUGUCACGUACAGAUACAGACAGGCGAUGUCUACUACUGCUGAGGGACCGGUGACAACAGCACAGUGCCAGAGUUCGCCUGACCUGCCCCCCAUGAAGGUGACCCUGUACCAGUACCUGACCUGCCCGUUCUGCUGCAAGACUCGCGCCUUCCUGGAGUACUACGGCAUCGACUUCCAGGUCGUGGAGGUUAACCCCCUCUCCAGGAGGGAGAUCAGCUGGUCAGACUACAAGAAGGUCCCCAUCGUGAUCGUCGAGAUGGAUGGGAAGGAUGAGAAACAGCAACUCAACGACUCGUCAGUGAUCAUCAGUGUGUUAAAGACGUUCAUGGUGAACACACACAAGGACCUGGACAAGGUGGUGAGCUACUACCCGGUCAUGGUGACCCAGGACACAGACGGGAAGGAAGUGAGGGAGAUCGCCAACAGGCACUGGGUCAUGGUGGACCUGGAGACCAUGAGUGAGGAGUACGGCAAGAGGAGAAGGUCGGAGGUAAAGUGGAGAAAGUGGGUGGACGACCAUUUUGUCCACAUGUUGGCUCCCAACAUCUACCGGUCCCAGGCCGAGGCCCUGCAGGCAUUUGAAUACAUUACGAACGUACAGAACUUUGGGCCCUGGGAGAAGUGGGCAGCAAAGUACGGGGGGUCUGCCAUCAUGUGGACCAUCGCUAAAAGACUGAAGAGCAAAUACCAGCUGAAGGACGAUGUCCGAGAGUCGCUGUACGACGCGGCUAACGAGUGGCUGAAGGGUGUCGGCAAGAAGAAGUUCAUGGGGGGCAGCCAGCCCAACCUCGCAGAUCUGGCAGUUUAUGGAGUACUGAGCAGCAUCGAAGACUUUGAUACCUUCAAAGACUUGAUGGAAAACACCAAGAUGAGACCUUGGUACGAGCGUACGAAGAAGGCUGUGAAGAGUCAUGCAGGAGCAAACACAACACAUGUGCACGCACCGUGAGAGAGAGAAAGACAGAUGCUAUGUACAGUAACCAUAUUAAAGUACUGGAGAAAUUCCCCUAGCAUAAUGAAAAUGCGUAGAGCGAAGGGUUGGCCUUUACAAUAAAACUAUUGAAAUAAACCUGAAUGAUACUGAACAUAUACCUAACUGAACAUGUACUGCAGUGCUGUUUUCAGGUGCCACUUCCAAGAUGACAGACUGAUCUGAUCAUUAUGCGAUAAAAGUCAAUUGCAAUACACUGUAACACAAGGGAAAGGAGUAACUCAAUGGUUGACUCUGACCCCCGUGAUCGGACUUGCACAGCGUGUCAGCUCAUACCAGUUCACCAACCGAUUAGGCCAAAAGGUCCAGGACCCAUUGGGCCGGGCAGUUGGUGAUGCUAUAUACUCGCUGUUCUAACAUUGCUAACUACUGGAUCAGCAAUUUUCCUUCAUGUUGAGAUAGAUUACGCAUGUUUUUAAGGCUCAUUGAACAAUGUACAACUAUGAAAUAAGAGGAACGAGAUAUGUACAGCUCUGCAUGCAGAAAAUGAUGUGUAUAGUGUAGCUCUUUCCAAUUCUCAGGUUGACUUGUGAUUCUCCAUAGUAGCAGGGAGGUUGAAUUUGCUUAUCUUUGAGGGCU
Molecule: messenger RNA, 1851 nt
Organism: Branchiostoma belcheri (Belcher's lancelet)
Lineage: Eukaryota; Metazoa; Chordata; Leptocardii; Amphioxiformes; Branchiostomatidae
Product: prostaglandin E synthase 2-like
Exons: 6
Coding region: 37-1230 (397 amino acids)
Cellular component (GO): mitochondrion
Molecular function (GO): prostaglandin-E synthase activity
Source: RefSeq, a predicted model, not a curated record